GAAAAUGUUUCUAGAAUGUUUGAAAUCUACAAAAACACGAUCAUCUAGAUCGUUGUGAACAUGCAUGCUCUUAACAUAGAACAAAAUGAAUUAUGAAAGCGGUGUGAAUAUGAGGAAGAAACGAACAUGAAAAAGAGAACUCUUAAAGCGAAAGGAAGAGAAUGAAAAGAAUCUGAACAAAACAGAAGACAGAAGAUCUCUUAGUUUGUUUUUGUUCGUGAGUGUGAUGAGUCGUAAAAAGACGAGGGGCUAAGACAUUUCUUGUAAAUUAAGAAAAUAUUGAUUUGUCUUGUUUAAUAUAAGUGGGCCAUUGAAGUCAAAAUGGCCAGUUUUCUAAAAGCUAAAGAUGCUUCUCUAAUAUUUUUGCUCCUAUUUUUAAUAAAUACUAUUGUAAGUGCUCAACAAAAUCCUAGAAUAAGGAAUCAAAGACCGGGAAUUUCAAGAACACGUGUUCAACAAAGACCAAAUGUAAGAUUACAUCCAUGUGAACAAAGUAGUUGUUAUCCCGCAACUGGCAAUUUACUCAUUGGAAGAGAGAAUAGACUUACUGCUUCUUCCACUUGUGGUGUAGGUCAAAAAGAAAAAUUUUGUAUAGUGUCGCAUUUAGAAGAGAAAAAAUGCUUCAUCUGCGAGACUAAUCCUUACACUGAAAAUAGGCCACAGGAAAAUCAUCGAGUUGGACAGAUAAUUUACAAAUAUAGACCCGGAACUCUUGAACCAACAUGGUGGCAAUCCGAAAAUGGAAAAGAAAAUGUUACUAUUCAAUUGGAUCUUGAAGCUGAGUUCCACUUUACUCACUUGAUUAUUGUUUUUGCAACGUUUCGUCCUGCUGCUAUGUUAAUUGAACGUUCUUAUGAUUUCGGCAAGACAUGGCAUGUGUACAGAUAUUUUGCAGCUAAUUGUGAAGAGUCAUUUCCACAUGCAUUGGUUGAAAGUGAAUCAAAGAAUAUUACGGAUGUUGUGUGCGAUCACAGAUACUCUAAUGUAGAACCAUCGAAAAAUGGUGAAGUCAUUUUCCGUGUACUUCCACCAAGCAUGAAUAUUGCAAAUCCCUACGCUGAUCACGUACAAAAUAUGUUAAAGAUGACAAAUUUGAGAAUAAACUUUACUAAGCUUCAUACACUCGGAGAUACUCUUUUGGAUGAUCGAUCAGAAAUUCAAGAAAAGUAUUACUACGGUAUUUCUAAUAUGGUUGUUCGUGGUUCCUGUUCAUGUUAUGGUCAUGCAUCUCGUUGCUUGCCUUUGGAUGGAUUUGAGACACAAAAUGACAUGGUUCAUGGAAGAUGCGAAUGUACACAUCACACUAAGGGUUUAAAUUGCGAGUUUUGUGAGGAUUUUUUCAAUGACUUACCAUGGAAGCCAGCUCUUGGAAAGCAAACAAAUGCUUGUAAAAAAUGUAACUGUAAUAACCAUGCCACAAGUUGUCACUUUGAUCAAGCUGUUUAUGAGCAUUCAGGAAGAAUAAGUGGUGGUGUUUGCGAUAACUGUGAACACAACACGCAAGGUCAACAUUGCGAACAGUGUAUACCAUUCUUCUAUCGUGAUCCAAAUGAAGACAUUCAAAGUCCUUAUGCUUGCAAGCCAUGUGAUUGCGAUCCAUUAGGUAGUUUGGAUGAAGGAAUUUGUGACUCAACAUCAGAAGGCGAUGUUGAAGCAGGAGCUUGUCACUGUAAAACAAAUGUUAAAGGACGUCGUUGUGAUUAUUGCAAGGAAGGAUUCUGGAACAUGACAUCGGAAAAUCCAGAUGGUUGUGAAUCAUGUACGUGUAAUAUUCUUGGAACAGUUGACAAUUUGGGAUGUAACUUCUAUACUGGAGAAUGUACUUGCAAACGUUUGGUAAUGGGCAAGGAUUGUAAUCAGUGCAUGCCAGAAACAUAUGGAUUAUCUGAAAGUCAAGAUGGAUGUACACCAUGUAAUUGUGAUGCCGGUGGCUCUUUAGAUAAUAAUUGUGAUGUCAUUACUGGACAAUGUAAAUGUAGACCAUAUAUGCAAGGAAGAGAUUGUAGUGAACCAAAACAAAAUCAUUUCAUUCCAACUUUACAUAUCAUCACAGAAGCUGAAGGAUCCAAUACAGUUUGUGAGAGUGGUUCAUCAUAUAACUGCUCAAUUGUCAUUAGAGAUCAGAAUAUUGAUCGACCAUCAUGGACUGGUCCAGGAUUUUUAAAAGUAUAUGAAGGUGGUGAUCUUAGUUUCACAAUCGAUGGAGUUCCUAAAACAAUGAAUUACGAUGUAGUGCUGCGAUAUGCACCACAACAACGAGGUAACUGGGAGGAUGUUCGAGUAAGUCUUGUACGACCUGAUGGAAUUGGUCAGGGAAGUGAAUGCUACAAUAUAAAACCAUUAGAGGAACAAGAAAUGUCUCUUCGUUUGAAUGAUUAUGAAACAAAAGCAAUUGCACUCGCAGAUCUUUGCUUAGAAGAAGGAAGAACGUACAAAUUUUUGUUCUCAUUCAAUCGCCAGAGCCCUUAUGAACCAAAUCCAAAGGCCCAGAUUUUAAUUGAUUCGCUUGCAUUGAUACCACGAAUUGAAGUGACAUCAAUUUUUACUGGGUCACAAAUUGCCAACACUCGUGCAGAUGAUUAUCAAUAUUACAGAUGUAAUGAAUCGUACUAUGACAUAUCUUUGGAUUCUGCAUUAGGAAAGUGCAAAGAACUCUGGGAUUUGACUGCAAAAUACUUCUAUAAUGGUGCUACUCCUUGUGACUGUAAUCCAACGGGUUCAAUUAGUAAGCAGUGCGAGAAAAAUGGAGGGUACUGUACUUGCAAAAGUCAAGUAAUUGGUCGUCAAUGUGAUAGAUGUGCACCAGGAACUUAUGGGUUUUCUCCAAAUGGAUGCCAACAUUGCGAAUGCGACAGUUUUGGUGCCAAAGAUGGUGAAUGUGACUUAAUUACUGGACAGUGUAAUUGUCGUCAAAAUACUUAUGGUCAAAAAUGUAAUCAAUGUCAAAUUGGAUAUUGGGGCUUCCCAAAUUGUAAACCAUGCAACUGUAAUGGACAUGCACCAGCAUGUGAUGCUACAUCAGGAGAGUGUUUGAAUUGUCAAGACUAUACAACUGGAUAUAAUUGUGAUCGCUGUAUAGAAGGCUAUUACGGAGAUCCAUUACUUGGAAGUGAAAUUGGAUGUAGACCAUGUAGAUGUCCCGAUACAAUUGCAUCAGGUCAUACACAUGCAUCUCAAUGCGCUCUUAUUCCAAGCUCAAAUGAUGUAAUUUGUUAUUGUGAACCAGGAUAUACAGGAGCUAAGUGUGAUGUUUGUGACAAUAAUUAUUUUGGCAAUCCCGAAAAACCUGGUGGUUCUUGCAAUUCAUGUAAUUGUACAGGCAAUAUUGAUCUCCAUCAAUCAGGAAAUUGUGAUGCGAAAUCAGGAAAAUGUAUGAAAUGUUUGUAUGACACAGAUGGUGAUCAUUGUGAAUAUUGUCGUGAUGGAUUUUAUGGUGAUGCCGCUAGACAAGAUUGUAGAACAUGUGAAUGUGAUGUGUUAGGUACCAAAGCUGGACAACAUUGCGAUCGCUUCACAGGACAGUGUCCAUGUUUACCUAAUGUUGUGGGUAUGCGUUGCGAUCAGUGCUUGGAUAAUCAUUGGAAAAUUGCCAGCGGAGAAGGAUGUGAAGCUUGUAACUGCGAUGAAGUUGGAGCAUAUAGCGAACAGUGCAAUCCGUUCGAUGGUCAAUGCCAAUGUAGACCUGGUUUUGGAGGAAGAGCUUGCGAUCAGUGUGAAUCAAACUUCUGGGGUGAUCCGAAUGUUGAAUGCAAAGCUUGCGAUUGUAACACUUACGGUUCAUCAAAAUACCAAUGUGACCGUGAAACUGGACAAUGUUCAUGUAUUAAAGGAAUUGGUGGCUACAAGUGUGAUCAAUGUGCAAGAGGUUAUUUGGGUGAGGCACCAUACUGUUCUCCGUGCGGCGAAUGUUUCGAUAAUUGGGAUGAUAUUCUUACUAAUUUGAAAUCCGAAACCGAUGAGAUAAUUGAGAAAGCUAAGAAAAUCAAGACACAAGGUGCGACAGGAGCUUAUACCAAAGAGUUUGAAGAUAUUGAAAAGAAGAUUGAAAAGAUUCGUGGUAUAUUAAGCAACACAGUUGUUAGUACAAGAGACAUCAAGAAGAUUAAUGAAAAAAUUGACAAGUUGCGCCAGCGUUUAGAAGAUUCUGAACAAAAACUUAAGGAAACAGACACAGUUUUGGAUAAAUUGAAUGAGGAAAUGAACUUAGCAGGAGCGGAAAUCACUAAUCUAGAAGAGAAGAGCGAUAAAAUCAAAGCAUUAGCAAAUGCAUUGAAAGAAAAUGCAACAACACUCCAGGAGGCAAACAUUGAGGGAGCAUUGAACCUUACUCGUGAUGCUUACUCUCGUGUACAAGGAUUAUCUACAAUUUAUGGAGAAACUACCGAUUUAAAUUCAGAAGCUGAUCGACAAUGUAAACGAAUUGAAAGUCUUAUUACUCGUCAAUCUGAAACGGAAGGAGUUUUAGCUACAAACGAAAAACAAAUUGAAGAUCUACAGAAGAGCUUGGAUGAACUUAAUGCUGAAAUUCCAGACCUAAAUGAACAAAUUUGUGACAAACGUGGUAAUCCUUGUGAUUCAUUGUGUGGUGGUGCUGGAUGUAAUAAAUGUGGAGGAAUUUCAUGCGAAAAAGGUGCGUUGACAAAAGCAGAAACAGCAUUGAAUUACGCCAAAGACACUGAGAAAAUAAUUAAGGAAAAAGAACAACAAGCUGAUGAACUUAUUAGAUCAGUUUCGCAUGCCAAAACAGAAGCUGUCGAGGCUUACAAAAAGGCAAAGGAAACCUUUGAUAAAGUUGAACAAACCUUUAAUAACACUGAAUCUAUGUUAGACGAAGGCCGUGGAUUAAUUACUAGUUUAACAAAUAUUCUUUCGAAUAAUACUGCAUCACCAGCAGAAAUCAAAGAAAUUGCUGAGGGUGUCUUAAAACUCGAUUUACAUUUAGAUCCUGAUGAAAUUAAACAUUUGGCAAACGAUAUAGAUAAGACAGUAGCAGAACUAGAAAAUGUUGAAACUAUCAUUGAAAAUACACAACAUGACUUGGAAAUGGUUGAGAAGCUUAAGAUUGAUGCUGUUGAAGCACAAAAGAGAGCAAGUGAUGUAUUGAAACGUGCAAUGGAAGUCAACAAAGCCCUUGAAGAAGCAGAAACAGCACAGAACGCAGCAAGAGAUGCCAUUAAAAAGGCUAAUGAUGAUAUUGCUUCAGCCAAGACGGACUUGGAAGAUAUAAACACUGACGCAGAAAGUGCUAAGAGCAAUGUCGAUGAAACAGCAGCAGCUGUUGACAACUUGCAGACCAAAUUGAGCAAGCUUCAAAAGAAAUUCAUCAAAAAUACACACGAUGCCAAGGAAGUAAAGAGUCAGGCAGAUGUUGCAAAGGAAUUAUCAAGUGUUACUCAUGAAAAAGCCAAUAAGUUGAAAGAUCAAUACAACGAAGCCAACGAUAAAUUGAACUCAAAGGCUCAAUCUACAGAAUAUGCUCGAGAAAAGGCCCAGCAAUUACUUCAAAGAGCAUUCAAAAUCACAGUCGAUACAAACGGCAAAUUAAAAGAACUUAAAGAAAUGGUCAAUAUAACAUCGUCAAAUGAUGCUGAACUAUCGGAAAUGGAACAAAAAAUAUUGAGACUUAAUGGAGAAAUUGAUGCUUAUAUUCAACGUAUAAGAGAUCAUGCUGAUCGUUACCGAACAUGUACUUCCUAAAAAGAAGCUAAUCUAUUGUUGAACAAAAGAUUAGCAAAGUUACAACACAGAGACAAUUAUUUAUGAAUAAAUUUCCUAUGUUCAUAUUUUUGAAAUGUUCAAUAGACUUGCCAGUGCCAAAUUCUUAAAUUAUAAGACAUCAUCGCAAAGGAAUCAUAACUAAUUUUUUUAAAAAUUUCAUUGUAAUUGAAAUAGCCUUAAUUAGUGAUAUAAAAUGUAGUACCAUUGACACAACAAUUAGUUUAAAGGAAUUUUUUUACUUGAGCUCAAGAAACAUAUGAGAAUCACCGAUAUUUUUGCCAUAUAUAUAAUAUGUUGAUAAAGUGAGACAAAUAUUUUUAAAUAAUAAUAAUAAUAAUAAUAAUACGAAUAAUCAAGGAAAGAUGAUGAAGUUCCUAUUGCCAUAAAUUUCUCAUGAAAACCUCAGUGGUAAAAAAAAAUAAAUAAAAUCCACAAAAUGUUUAAACCAAAUCCACUUGUUUUAUUUUUUGACUGCUGCUUGUCUUCAUGAUGAAAAUUAUAACAGUAAGAAUUUCAUUUACUCUUCUUGCCGAUAACUUAAUUUCUUAAAGUUACUACUGCCAUAUAUUUUUAAUAAAAGAGCUAAUAAAAGUGUUUAAUUAGCGAAAUAUUUGUAAUUCAUUCAUAAUUUUAAGAGGAAAGAAAUAAAAACA
This is a messenger RNA of Chironomus riparius, 6371 nucleotides long. NCBI's taxonomy places the organism in Eukaryota, Metazoa, Arthropoda, Insecta, Diptera, Chironomidae. The record is from the annotation of a GenBank genome assembly.